Molecule: messenger RNA, 1715 nt
Organism: Syngnathus typhle (broad-nosed pipefish)
Lineage: Eukaryota; Metazoa; Chordata; Actinopteri; Syngnathiformes; Syngnathidae
Gene: dok2
Product: docking protein 2
Exons: 7
Coding region: 152-1483 (443 amino acids)
Biological process (GO): positive regulation of MAPK cascade; cell surface receptor protein tyrosine kinase signaling pathway
Cellular component (GO): cytoplasm
Source: RefSeq, a predicted model, not a curated record
UCUGUCAAGCUGAUACUGCAGAAGAGAAGAAGAAGUGACAAUGAGAACACAAGAACAGGAAGUUGAAGCCACAAACGUCAGCACGAAAGGGGGCACGACACACACAAAAAGACAAGACGUGGAUUAAGACAACAACGAGGGCGACGUGAGAAUGGACGAGGACUUAAAGAAAGAAGGAAACGUUUACCUUCAGCACCACAGGUUUGGAAAGAAGUGGAAAAGUAUGUGGGGGAUGCUUUUCCGAGAAAGUUCUACUUCCAUUUCCCGUCUGGAAUUGUGGGAAAUUAAAGACGGCGGCAGCGGCGAGAAGAAGCAAAGAAGUGGACGCAAACACACCAAGAUGAUCCGUCUGUCCGACCUGGUCCAAGUGAGCACCAAUGUCCAUGUGGAGGGAUGUCCUGCGGACUCCGCCCCUUUUCGGCUCCAGACAGUCGACAGGGUUGUGGUGCUGGCGGCCCGUACUGACCACGUCAGCGACUGGGCCAUGACACUGUGCCAGCUCGCCUUUCCCGUGAGCUGGGAGGAAUCUUACAAAAGCAGAGGCAGACAACAAGAACAAAGAGAAGACCAAGAAGGGAUGGAGGACAAUGUUUUGUACAGCAGCACCACCAGCACAGGCCGUGACUUCAAGGUACAUGUGCGUAGUACUGCAUCAUCUGAACGUUGCAAUUUAAAGGGCAAUGGCAUCCUAAGAGCGGGCGAGGAUGCCCUCUACCUACUGGACAAUCAAGGCGUCACACUGAUGUCUUGGCCAUACAAAUUCCUUCGGCGCUUUGGACGAGACAAGAGCUGUUUCUCAGUGGAGGCGGGUCGUCGUUGUGAAUCCGGUGAAGGCAAUUUUGAGUUUGACACCAAAGAAGGUCACUCCCUAUUCCAAGCAGUGGAAGCGGCCAUUAGCAUUCACCGUGCCCUUCAAACAUCCGGAGGCAGGCCAAUGAGGGGGGAUCCCUCCCGGAAGGUCAACCUACCACCAUUACCGCCCACGCCGCACACCUACGACUGGCCUUUUUCAGAUCAGGUGGACAUGGCCUUGUCGCAGACAGUGGCGGGGGUCAGUGGGUUGACGUUGGAUAACCGCAGGGGCACCACCUCUGUAAGAAGGUCUCCCGUCAUCCCUAGGCUGCCACCCAUAGACUUUACCUACUCACAGGUGUCCUUUCCUGCAACGCCCCCCGGCACACCCCCAAGUACGACAUCCGCCAGUCAACAGGACGGCGAGUACUCAGAGGUGACGCUAAACUCGACCCGCCUCCAAGAUGAAGCCCUGGAGGGCGGUGCUACUGCGUCACUCGACAGGAAAAUGGAUCACAUUUACGAUGAGCCACAAGUUGAGGACCUGCGAGCUCCGCCGUCUGAAUACGACUUCCCUGAGGAGUUAAAAGGAGAUGCGUGGAGGGUCAUGGCUGCCCCCGCUGAUCCUUUCUAUGCCACCCCUAUACGGAAACACAAGGCCCUUCCUGUUGCAGUGCCAGACGUGCCGUAAGAAGUCAAUGAGACGGCGGCGUGUCAAUGACUAUGUCACCAUCAGUCACAUUUAUGGCAGCGCAUAAAUAAUAUUUAAAAAAAAAAAACACAAAACACCUAAUAGUGGGCCGCAAAAUGAAAAGUAAAUGGUCACCGGGCCGCAAGCUUGAGACCCCAGCUCUACCCGAUUGCACUUCCGACAAAGAGUAAUGAUAUAAUUAAGUAUAAAAUAAACAACUAAACUUUCCGCA